Rhopilema esculentum is the source of this 1939-nucleotide messenger RNA. Its product is annotated as melatonin receptor type 1A-like. Lineage: Eukaryota; Metazoa; Cnidaria; Scyphozoa; Rhizostomeae; Rhizostomatidae. The record is from RefSeq and is a predicted model, not a curated record. Gene Ontology annotation, molecular function: G protein-coupled receptor activity. Gene Ontology annotation, cellular component: membrane. Gene Ontology annotation, biological process: G protein-coupled receptor signaling pathway.
GGUAUGGUUACCAUAUUUGAAUUGUGAAAACGGAAGCAAACGAAACGAAGAGCGAUGUAAAAGAAUUGCGGUUUGUGACGUCGCUUUAUGUCAAGCUCUUUCUCUCUGCAUCUACGACCGAUUUCAAAGUCCAAAGCAGUGAAUCUAAACAAGAAAACAGCCUUUGAUUGAGCCAGCGUUUUGUAUUUGCUUUACAUGUGCUCAGUUUGCGUAGCUAUUUUACACACAAAGCCAGAUGAAUCGUCAAGUGCUUCUAUUUGAUGGCAGUUAAUGCAGACCUGUGGUUUUGAAUUUGGAACUGGUUCAUAAUGAAAUGUCUGAAGACUGAAUUAACUGCAAGCUAGAGGUCUUUCUCGAGAACGUGAUAUUUUUUGACAUCAUAUGUUGACAAGAGUUUUAGUACUAUCCGCAUAAUUGUGUGUAUAAACAGGGACAGGUUGGAUCACGGAGGCGGUGUGCCACUGGCAUGAUUUUCGUUUUGGAAACUAAGUUAAAAAGAUAUUUUAUUAUCAACUAUUUUCAAGGAACAUUCUUUUUCCUGUCAUAUGUAUUGCAAAGAUUAAUCCAUACUUGCGUUCAAGUACCAGUUUUAUUAUAAAUGCAGUGGUGAUUGCAGACACAUACAUUGUCUUUAUCCACCCCAAGAUUCUGUGGUUAAACGUAACAAUUUCCUGCAGAGACGUGCGCAUACCUUGCUGGUGUCUUAUUUCGAGAUGGAUUUGAAUCAGAGUAUUGUGCCAGAAUAUAUGCUCAAGCUACAGGUCAACCGAACCGGUCCUCUAGUUAUCGCGGCUACGAGUAACGCCACCGAAAACGGAUACAUCGAGUACCAAGUCACUUUUAAGGUCGUUCAAGCUUGUUUUCUGGCUUCCUUUAUGCUUGUGGGCAUAAUUGGAAACAUCUGUGUUUGUGUAUUUAUAAUUCGCGCGCCCGAAUUGCGGACAAAAUCUAACACAUUUUACAUAUGUCUGUCCAUUGCAAACAUUGGCGUUGCCGCUAACUGUAUUCCAUUUACAUUAAGUUCAAUUUUUAUGGGAAGAUGGACUCUUGGUGCCAAUUUAUGCUACUUGAACGGAAUAGCUAAUCCAUUUUGGAUAACUGCAACGUGUUAUUCUGUAACAGCCUCGACCGUUCAUAAAUUCAUCUCUGUCACAAGGCCAAUGAAGCGUUUGAUAACCCGUCGCAUAGUUACUCUUAUGGUUGUUGCGAUUUGGACUGGGUCAACAUCAGUUAGUAUAUGGCCUAUGCUCAAAAGAAAUCAAAUCGUUUACAAACCAGUCGCGGGGCAUUGUGGGUACAACCUGUCUGAAAGAAGGGAAGAAGUUCAGUACUUGAUAUUCCUUGCCUGUGCAGUGUUGAUCUGCCCUACUGUUAUAAAUAUUUACUGCUAUGCGAGAAUGUUCCGCGUUCUAAAUGUACACAGGCAUAGGAUGAGGCGCUCGUCAAUUAUCGACGAGGCUGGUGUGCACGCACACAAACGAAACGUCAUCACACUUUACGCGGUCUUCGUUGUCUUUUUCAUCACUUGGCUGCCUUUUAAUAUUUACUCGUUAUUCUUCAUCACAAACAACGAAGAUGCCAUUCCAGAUUGGCUUUUAGCUGUCGGCUAUAUCUUUGCAUACUCAACUUGUGCCCAGGUUCCUGUUAUUAUUAUCUGUCGCAGCGUAAAAUUGAGAAGUGAGUUUAAACGUCUUCUACGCACAAUUUUUGCUUGUUUAGUUUGCUGCCGAAAAAACGCCAGGCGUCGAUUUUUGAAUAAGGAUAGUGAUCAAGUUGAAACGGAGGUAGAAAAGCGUGUCUCGAUUUGGAUAGUUUCGACUGAGGCUGAAGCAAAUGCCAAAACAUUUACUAACACCUAUGCUUACGAAAAUCGCACCUUUUAUGAAUCACAGCUCUAAAUGUAGUUUUAUCAUCUCUUGGAGACUUAACUUUCCCUUCG